Hemicordylus capensis (graceful crag lizard) is the source of this 2494-nucleotide messenger RNA. RefSeq names its product activating signal cointegrator 1 complex subunit 2 (gene ASCC2). The transcript has 19 exons. The coding region runs from base 139 to 2388 and encodes 749 amino acids. Lineage: Eukaryota; Metazoa; Chordata; Lepidosauria; Squamata; Cordylidae. Gene Ontology annotation, molecular function: ubiquitin binding. Gene Ontology annotation, biological process: regulation of DNA-templated transcription. The record is from RefSeq and is a predicted model, not a curated record.
UUUCUCCCGGCACCGGAAGUACUUGGACCGGCCCGGUGGGGGGAGGAGAGGGCGCCGUCGUUGCUGUCAGAGAGAACGGAAACCAACCGGGGAAGCUGGAGGGCUGGCGCGGGCAGCGGGCAAAGAUAACACGGCAGGAUGCCAGCAUUGCCGCUGGAUGAACUCCAGUUUACAGAGAAAGAUUCGUUGACUGGGAAGACCAAAACGUUACCAGCGCUGCACCCGGAAAAGAAAACAGAGCGCUCUUUCGUGCUGUACAAGCCCCCACCGAAAGCCAGAGACCCGGCACUGCUGGAGGAGUUCCUGGAGCGGGCCAAGUUUGUGGCAGAUGAUCUGGACUGGCUGCUGGCGCUGCCUCAUGACCAAUUCUGGUGCCAGGUGAUAUUUGAUGAGACGCUCCAGAAAUGCCUGGAUUCCUACCUCCGCCAGGCCCCUCGGAAGUUCGACACCGUGGUCGACCUGCCUGCCGAGGUGAACGGCCUGCAGAAGCACCUUCAUCGGAACGUGUUUCUGACCUUCCUCCGAAUGUCCACACACAGGGAGUCCAAAGAUCAUUUCAUCACACCAUCUGUUUUUGGAGAAAUUAUUUACAAUAACUUCUUGUUCGACAUUCCCAAGCUCUUGGAUCUGUGUGUGCUCUUUGGAAAAGGCAACAAUGCUCUACUCCACAAGAUGAUUGAAAACGUCUUUACGCAGCAGCCCAGCUACUACAGUGACUUGGAUGAAACCGUGCCUACAGUUCUUCAGGUGUUCAGCAGCAUCCUGCAGACGUGCGGCUUGCAAUGCGAAGCAGCCCCAGCCACCCCGCAGAGGCUGGAGGAGAGGAUCCGGCCGGCGCCUGGGGAGCUCCCCCUGCAGGAGUUGAGGGAUAUUGUACUGUACCUGUGUGACACCUGCGUCACCCUUUGGGCCUUUCUGGAUGUCUUUCCCUCCGCCUGCCAGACGUUCCAAAAGCAUGACUUCUGCUACAGGCUGGCCGCAUUUUAUGAACUGGUGAUGCCUGAAGUGGAGUCUGCAAUUAAGAAGAGACAACAUGAAGAUAGCAGCUUAAUGUCGGACUUGUGGAGGAGGCUGUCUCAUUCCAGGAAGAAGGUGUUGGAGGUUUUCCACAUCAUCAUCAACCAUUUGUGCCUUCAGCCCGUUUUGGAGAACAGCUGCGACCAUAUCCAGCCCUACAUUGAAGAGUUCCUUCAGAUCUUUACCUCAGUGCUUCAGGAGAGGAGGUUUCUCCGUGACUACGACGAGCUUUUCCCCGUAGCAGAUGACCUGAGCCUCCUUCAGCAAGCUUCCUCGACUUUGGAUGAGACCCGGACUGCUUACAUCCUGCAAGCUGUGGAAAGUGCCUGGGAAGGAGUGGACCGGAAGGGGAAAGUGGCCCGGGAUGCCCCCUGGCCAGAAGCCGCGGCGGGAGCCUCAGCAGAAGCGCUGCCGGGGAACACAGAGAGGUCCGAGAGGCUCAGUCAGGAAGAUCACACCGAGUCCGCUGGAGCGGCUGCGGCAUCCGUGGCCAAGGUCUCCGGGGUGGAGCUGGACUCCCUGAUCUCCCAAGUGAAGGACCUCCUGCCGGACCUCGGAGACGGAUUUGUCCUGGCCUGCCUGGAGGAGUACGGCUACAACGUGGAGCAAGUGAUCAACAACAUUCUGGAGGGCAAGCUGGUGGCCUCCCUGGAGAACCUGGACCGUGCAAUGCCGAGGUCUGUGAAGCCAGACCCCAACCCUCUGGUCACUUCGCGGUGCAAUGUUUUCCAGGAUGAUGAGUUUGAUGUUUUCAGCAAAGACUCUGUGGAUAUGUCCCGGGUGCAGAAAGGCAAAAGGAGUGACCGGUCCACGACCAGAAGUUUGCUGAACGACAAGCGCCUCGUGGCCGAGCAGAGGGAGCGCUACAGCCAGUACUCCGUGGUCGUGGAGGAGACCACGGAGCAGGACGGAGCCGGCCUUCUCUACCCCGAUGACUACGAAGACGAAUACGACGAUACCUACGAUGGCAACCAGGUGGGAGCCAACGAUGCCGACUCAGACGACGAGCUGAUCAGUCGGAGGCCGUUUACCAUCCCUCAGGUCCUGAGGCCGAAAGAGCAGGAGAAGGAGGAGGCGGAAGAGGAGGAUGACGAGGAGGAGGACGGAAAGGAAGCUGCCAAGGAUCACUUUGUGCAGGACCCGGCGGUGCUGAGGGAGAGAGCUGAAGCCAGGCGGAUGACCUUCCUCGCAAGGAAAGGGCACAAGCCAGACCACGCGGCAGCAGUCGUGGGCGCGGCCAAGGGGCACGGGCAGAGCCGAGAGACGGCGCAGGAACGCAGGAAGAAAGAAGCCAGCAAAGGGAGCCGGGGGAAUCACAACCGGCGAGCCAUGGCCGACCGGAAACGCAACAAGGGCAUGAUCCCCUCCUGAAGAACUGGAGGGGCCAGGUGCAAGGCUCCUCUCCCAAGAGACUGCCGCUGCCUAGCAGCGCGAUUCCGCUUGUAACGGCAGAACCUCAUUACAGAAAACCGCAGCA